CAUUCAUGAUUCAUCAAACAUCAUCAGAAUCUAGUUCCAAAUAUUCACUUCCACUUCCUCCCCCCAAUGGAGUUCAAUCUUUUUCACAUUUUCGCACUUUUUUCCGUGGCACUUGUAGUAGGGGCUCAUGCAGUGACUCCUGAUGUUUACUGGAAAUCUGUUUUGCCAAACAGUCCUAUGCCAAAAGCAGUCUCUGAUCUUUUACCAGAGUGGGACGAUGAGAAAAAUACUGCGGUGGGAGUUGGAAAAGGCGGUGUAGCAGUGAACACUGGAAAACCAGGGAAGGGAACAUAUGUAGGUGUUCAUAAAGGCGGUGUGGCUGUUAACACUAAAUCACCAGGAAAAGGAACUAGCGUGGGCGUUGGAAAAGGAGGCGUCGGUGUGCAUACUGGAAAACCAGGAAAACGGACAGAUGUUGGUGUUGGCAAAGGCGGUGUGGCAGUGCACACUGGUCGCAAAGGGAAGCCCGUUUAUGUAGGAGUACAUAAAGGAUACAGUCCAUUCGCUUAUGUAUAUGCUGCAUCCGAGGAUCAGCUAAAAGAUGAUCCAAAUGUCGCUUUGUUUUUCUUGGAAAACGAUUUGCAUCAAGGCGCGGAAAUGAAUCUACAUUUCACCAAAAAUGAGAACCAAAAAGCAACAUUUUUACCUAAAAAAGUGGCUGAUUCGAUACCCUUUUCAUCAAACAAACUUCCCCAAAUUUACAAUGAGUUCUCUGUUGAACCAGAAUCAACAGAAGCUGAAAUUAUGAAGCAAACGCUUAACGAAUGUGAGAACAAAGGCAUUGAAGGUGAAGAAAAAUAUUGUGCGACUUCAUUAGAAUCCAUGGUCGAUUUUAGUACUAUGAAACUAGGUAAAAAGGUAAAAGCAAUUUCUACUGAGGUAAAUUCUAAAGUAAACACCCCGUUACAGAAGUACAAAAUCCAGGUAGCUAAAAAACUGGCUGCAAAAAAGGCUGUGGUUUGCCACAAGCAAAACUACGCCUACGCUGUAUUUUACUGCCAUAAGACUGUCAGUACUCGUGCAUAUGCGGUUUCUAUGGUGGGUACCGACGGUACUAAAGUGAAAGCGGUUGCAGUUUGCCAUACAGACACUGCAAAAUGGAACCCGAAACAUUUGGCCUUCCAAGUACUUAAAGUGAAACCAGGAAGUGUUCCAAUUUGCCAUUUCUUACCCGAAGAUCACGUUGUUUGGGUUCCAUACUAAUAAAGUCAGCAAGAAAACACAUAAUACCGAGUGUGAGCGAGUAUGUGCAUGUGUAUUUUCAAGUAUAUCUAUAAAGGACGAGUAAUAGACUAUUUGUUAAGGUAAGUUUGGUUUAUCAUCAGUAUCUGUAAAGCGACGAAAUAAGUAUCGGUUUACUGAGUAUUUGUCUAUUUGAGACAUAUAAACCAUGUUAUACAACUUUGUUUAUGCUCUUUUGUUAGGAUGAAAUGUAUUGCAUCUCAAAUUUAUAUAUGAAUACUCGUGUGAUUGAUCA
This is a messenger RNA of Erigeron canadensis, 1477 nucleotides long. Its product is annotated as BURP domain protein RD22-like. Bases 67 to 1203 code for a protein of 378 amino acids. The record is from RefSeq and is a predicted model, not a curated record. The transcript has 3 exons. Lineage: Eukaryota; Viridiplantae; Streptophyta; Magnoliopsida; Asterales; Asteraceae.